This is a messenger RNA of Thyridium curvatum, 1521 nucleotides long. RefSeq lists its product as uncharacterized. The coding region runs from base 1 to 1521 and encodes 506 amino acids. Lineage: Eukaryota; Fungi; Ascomycota; Sordariomycetes; Thyridiales; Thyridiaceae. Gene Ontology annotation, biological process: pectin catabolic process; arabinan metabolic process; L-arabinose metabolic process. The transcript has a single exon. The record is from RefSeq and is a predicted model, not a curated record. Gene Ontology annotation, molecular function: alpha-L-arabinofuranosidase activity.
AUGUUUCCCCAGCUGAGAUUUCAGCGCGCCAGAGUGGCUGCUCUCGGGAUUUUUGCUUCGGCCUCACUGGUCGCCGCAGGGCCCUGUGACAUCUAUGCCUCCGGUGGAACACCAUGCGUGGCUGCACACAGCACCACUCGAGCGCUUUACAGUUCCUACACCGGUCCCCUGUACCAGGUGAAGCGCGGCUCGGACGGGAGCACGACUACAAUCUUGCCCCUUUCCGCCGGAGGUGUCGCCAAUGCCGCCGCACAGGACGCCUUCUGUGCUGGUACCACCUGCCUGAUCACCAUCAUCUAUGACCAGUCAGGCAGAGCAAACCAUCUCACUCAGGCCCCUCCUGGUGGCUUCCAGGGCCCAGAGCCCAAUGGCUAUGACAACCUCGCCAGUGCCACAGGCGCCCCUGUCACGCUGAACGGACAUAAAGCCUAUGGGGUCUUUGUUUCUCCAGGCACCGGAUACCGCAACAACAACCCGAGUGGUAUAGCUAAGGGGGACGAGGCGGAGGGCAUGUAUGCGAUCUUUGAUGGCACUCACUACAACGGUGGUUGCUGCUUCGACUACGGAAAUGCCGAGACCAACAGCCGUGACACCGGCAACGGCCACAUGGAAGCCCUUUACUUUGGCGAUAACACCGUGUGGGGUUCCGGAGCCGGCAGCGGUCCCUGGAUUAUGGCCGACCUUGAGAACGGCCUGUUCUCGGGUGCCAAUCCCAAGAACAACCCCGCUGACCCCUCCGUCUCGCACCGGUUCCUCACUGCGGUCCUCAAGGGCGGGCCAAACAAGUGGGCGAUCAAGGGCGCCAACGCCGCCUCCGGCUCCCUGUCGACGUACUACAACGGCCCCCGCCCUAACGCGUCUGGCUACAACCCGAUGAAGAAGGAGGGUGCCAUCAUCCUCGGCAUCGGCGGCGACAACAGCGUCGGCGCGCAGGGCACCUUUUACGAGGGCGUCAUGACCUCCGGCUACCCCAGCGACUCGACCGAGAACUCGGUGCAGGCUGACAUCGUUGCGGCUAAAUACGCCACCACCUCGAUGACGAGCGGGCCCGCGCUGAGCGUCGGGUCGUCCAUCUCCCUGCGCGCCACGACGCCCGGCUUCGACACGCGCUACCUGGCACACACGGGAUCCGCCGUGAACACCCAGGUUGUCACGUCGUCCAGCUCCGGUGCGCUCAAGCAGCAGGCCAGCUGGACCGUGCGCACUGGCCUCGGCAACAGCGCCUGCUUCUCCUUUGAGUCGAGGGACACGCCUGGCAGCUACCUACGGCACCACAACUUUGAGCUACAGCUCGUCGCCAACGAUGGGAGCAAACAGUACCGCGAGGAUACUACGUUUUGCCCGCAGGCUGGUCUUAGCGGCGAGGGUAGCUCCAUUAGGGUAUGGAACUACCCCACGCGGUAUCUGCGCCAUUAUAGCAAUGUCCUCUACGCCGCGAGUAACGGUGGUGUCCAUACUUUUGAUUCUGCUACGUCGUUCAACGAUGAUGUAACUUGGAUGGUCAGCAGUGGUUUUGCUUGA